Molecule: messenger RNA, 5802 nt
Organism: Paramuricea clavata
Lineage: Eukaryota; Metazoa; Cnidaria; Anthozoa; Malacalcyonacea; Plexauridae
Source: the annotation of a GenBank genome assembly
UUCAGAUUAAACACAGUAACAUUUUCGGAUGACUCGAAUCUUAUCUGUGGUGGUUUUGAGAACAGUUCACUUCGCAUUUGGACUCUCACACCCAGGAAAUUACGUGCUCUGAAACCAGCGGUUGAAUUGGCCCGCAUUGAUAAAGAUGCAGGUAUGAAAAUGAAAUUUCUGAAUGGAAUUUGAUACCAUUGAAUGAAAUGAAUGGGUGUGAAAAAGGGCUUUCGCCUCCCAUCCCACUUCACCAAAACCCCACCCCCGAAAAAUUUUGUUUCUAUGAAAUAGCGUUUCCCACACUCACAUAUCACUUUGAGCGAAGAUAUAACGGUUUUAAAACAGGUUUUUAAUGGUGUGUUGAAGAGUAUACAACGGAUCAAGUACUUUCUUCUUUUUACAGAAUUCACCCCCCCCCCCAAUAAAACCCCCUGAAAUUUUUUUUGGGGGGGGAGCUCCCACCCAAGUCUCAAAACCUAAAAUACCCCUGCAAGAGUUUUGACUUAAUAUUUUUGAAUGUGUUUUUUAUUGCAGAAGAUGUUUUUGAACGUAUAUUAGAUGAUAAAACUGCAGCGGAAUCCAAGACAUUGAUUGGUCAUAGCGGUCCUGUUUAUGGCGCAAGUUUUAACUAUGACAACUCACUUCUACUCACCUCCUCUGAAGAUAAAACUGUCAGAUUAUGGAGUUUGUUCACGUAUACGAAUAUUGUGUGCUAUAAAGGCCAUAACUAUCCCGUGUGGGAUGUUCAGUUUAGGUACGUCGUUACAUUGUGACAACUAACUAUAGUUACAUUGGAUAACGCGACUGUCAUUUUUGAACUGUUCUAUCUAAGGGCCUUCUCUUAUCAGUCCAGUGUUACUACAGGAGGAGACCUAAACUAAACUAACUUUAUUUAUACUGGAUAGUUUUAUCAGUUCUAAACUAUUCUCUCUAGAGGUCCAUAAAGGGUUAUCUCUUAUUGAUCCAGUGUUACUACAGAAGGAAACCUAAACUAAACUAACUUUAUUUAUACUGGAUAGCUCUAUCAGUUCUAAACUGUUCUCCCUAGAGGUCCAGUGUGGAUCAUCUCUUAUUGAUCCAGUGUUACUACAGGAGGAAACCUAAACUAAACUAACUUUAUUUAUACUGGAUAGCUCUGUCAGUUCUAAACUAUUCUCACUAGAGGUCCAGUGUGGAUCAUCUCUUAUUGAUCCAGUGUUACUACAGGAGAAAACCUAAACUAAACUAACUUUAUUUAUACUGGAUAGCUCUGUCAGUUCUAAACUGUUCUCACUAGAGGUCCAGUGUGGAUCAUCUCUUAUUGAUCCAGUGUUACUACAGGAGGCGACCUAAACUAAACUAACUUUAUUAUGGAUAACUCUAUCAGUUCUAAACUGUUCUUCCUCCAAUAGAUCUUACGGAAUGGCUUGUGCAUGAGUCUUUCAGUUUAGGUCUCGCCCUGUAGUAACACUGGACUGAUAAGAGAUGAUCCUUACUGCACCUCUAGAGAAAACAGUUUAGAACUGAUAGAACUAUCCAGUAUAAAUAAAUUUAGUUUAGUUUAGGUCUCCUCCUGUAGUAACACUGGAUCAAUAAGAGAUGACUCUUACUGGACCUCUAAUAUGAAAAAUGUUUCAGGGUGAUUCUGUAAGUACAGUGUAACUAUGUGACAUGUUUAUUUGUAGUCCUAAAGGUCUUUACUUUGCAUCGUGUUCUCACGACCGCACAGCAAGAUUAUGGACUACAGAGAACCCUCAUCCACUACGAAUAUUUGCUGGACAUUUUUCUGAUGUAAAUGUAAGUGUCACGUGGUUUAAACAUCUGCUGUAUAGUUGUUUAACAGCAGAGUAUAUUCUUCUAACCCAAGCAAUAAAGCCAGCCAUAGCAGCAGUUGUAGUAAAUCUUUUUUCUUUGCACUAGACAUUACGGUUUCAUCCGAAUUGCAACUACGUUGCGACAGGAUCAUGUGACAGGACGGUUAGAUUAUGGGAUAUAACCUCUGGCCAGUGUGUUCGUGUGUUCACUGGACACAAAGUAAGGCUACUUUUAUCAUUAUGGUUUCCUAAACUCUUGCUAGUCUGGUCUUUUCCAUCUUAAAUCCUCCGGCUAUCAAUGUAAAAUUCUGACUAUACUGACUAUAUUUUUUGCACUUUAUAGUUCAAUCAGUUCUAAACUGUUCUCCCUAGAAUAAGUUCAGUAAACAUUGUUGCGGAAACAUUGUUUCCUGCCAAUGUUUCGCCAUGUUUCCCAGAGUGGGCAAACACUAGGGAACAUUAGUAAGAAACAUAGGGAAACAUAGGGAAGAACAUAUGAAGAAACACCGAUAAUCACAAAUAUUUCCACAACAAUGUUUCCUAGUUUGCCCAGGGCUUAAGAGUUUUUAGCGUAGUGUUACAACAGAAGACUACCAGCUCCUGUGGUGUUUUGUAGAGUCAAACUGGAAGCACUCUUCUAACAUGCGACUGAGGUGAAAUUAAAAUUAGGUACCCAGUCACAUAUUUGAAAGACACAUACACUGUUACAAUGUGCCAUCAAGACUCGACUGAAAAGCCUCUGUAACGGUUCAAUAUUUUCAAAAUUUAGGGCGCAGUUCAUUCCUUAGAUUUCACUCCAGAUGGGCGAUAUUUGGCUUCUGCAGGUACGCAUUCCCGUCUUUAUUUAUCGGUCGACGGAUUCGAGGAGCACGAGUUCUUUAACGUAGAUUAGCGCGGAGAACACAAGUUAUACAUGAAACCUCGUUGUCAUUCAUCGCAGGCGUGAACUCGCCAGCUUGUUGUAGUAAUAUAUCACUUGCGAGUUGGUUUCUUGGAUGAGUGAAAGAAGAGCCUUAACAUUUUCUUUGUCGUCCUUCAGGUGUUGAUAAGAAAAUAAUCCUUUGGGAUAUUCCCGAAGCUCGUCCUGCAGCGGAAUUUCCUGGACAUACAGAUACAAUCCACUCGUUGAGGUUCAGCAGAGAUGGUCAUAUUUUAGCCUCAGGUCUGUAUAUAUACGAUUACGAUUAGCAUUUCUACAGCACAAAUUUCCAUGUGGGUAUGAUCAAAUGCGGUUUAUAUCAAGUAUUCCCCUUACCAAAUUACGCACUUAGCCCAGACUAUUUUAUCUUUGACAAUAAUUGUGAUAUUACUUUCUUAACUGUGUUUAUCCUAACCCACCCUGUCAACUUUCUCUGUGGGAGGAAACCAGAGCACCCGGAGAAAACCACGACUUUCGGCAGAGCGUUGACUCACUCUUUUCACAUGAGUCCGUAGCGAGAAUCAAACCCACGAACUCAAGUGAAAGGUGUCUUCAGCUCAAGUUGGUACUUAUUACUGUUUCCUCUUCUUUCUCAUGAAGGCGGCUCUGACUGUUGUGUAAAACUAUGGAGUGCUCAAAAUGCUUGUAACAAAGAUGACGAUGAUGAUCUGAUGUUAGGGUAAGUUGAGGAUAUGGAGGGUUGCAAGGCAUCACAAAUUCCAUUCCUGCUCAGUGGACCACUCGAGAAACGUGUAGUGUUUCCAUGGUCAAGCUGGAAGCGCUCUUCGUGUAUGGAUUAAGGUGAAAUUAUGAUCAGACAACUGCGAAACAGGAAUCGAAGGCUGGUCAGAGAGGUUAUAAAGGCGCAUGCAUUAAGCAACCAACACCUUAAUUAUUUUCUGUCAUCUUUAGGAUGGAUCACUCGGGUCGCAGAAGGCAGAUGACGGAGUUAGCGUCCUUUCCAACUAAAGUUACUCCAGUACAUUGUCUACAUUUCACGUGGAGGAACCUCCUAUUAUCUGCUGGUCCAUUUGAUCGCUAAGGUAACUUAAGGUCUGCAAUCAUACUCUGUUCCAUUUGGUCGCUAAGGUGACUUAAUUUCUGCAAUCAUACUCUUUUCCAUUUGGUCGCUAAGGUGACUUAAUUUCUGCAAUCAUACUCUGUUCCAUUUGGUCGCUAAGGUGACUUAAUUUCUGCAAUCAUACUCUGUUCCAUUUGGUCGCUAAGGUGACUUAAUUUCUGCAAUCAUACUCUGUUCCAUUUGAUCGCUAAGGUAACUUAAUGUCUUCAAUCAUACUCUGUUCCAUUUGAUCGUUAAGCAAUCAUACUCUGUUCCAUUUGAUCGCUAAGGUAACCUAAUGUCUGCAAUCAUACUCUGUUCCAUUUGAUCGUUAAGCAAUCAUACUCUGUUCUAUUUGAUUGCUAAGGUAACUUAAUGUCUGCAAUCAUGUGCAUACUCUGUUCCAUUUAAGCCAUCAAAGUUUCUUAAACUAUCAUAGAUUCAUAGUUUCUGUUACCACAUGCAGUAGGGAUUUUGCAUCGGCAAACUAAAUCCUAAGUUUUGAAGGAUUUGUAAGAAAUGUUUUUCUUACAAAGCCUAUAAAACUUAAAAUUUAUUUAUGCAAAAUUCGUAUUGUGAUCACAGAAACUUUGAUAGUUUCAACCAGGCGUUAAUUUCUGCAAUUUUACGUCCGCAAUCAGAUCUGCUCUAUCUAGUGCAUUUGAUUGCUGGGAUAUAGCUUGUGUACAUUACUUUGCAUGAAGGUGAAUCUUGGAACGAUUAGAAGAUAUCAACUCUUAACUAUUGCUUCUCUCUCAAUGUACACCUAAAUAUAUGUUUCUUAUUUUAGAGUGUUUGUCAUUGUAAGUCGUGUGGUAGUGAAGAGAGCCGAUCCACUGAAUUUGAUAACUCAAGGAACAUGUGAAGGUAAAUUUACAUGAAGGUGGAAGGAAGGUAUCCGUCUAUGCAAUACACUCUCAUGUAUUGCAGUUGACGCCAGAUAAUAUAUACUGUAUACAUCAUUCUACGUCAUCGUGCAGCGAAUUGCAUGAGACAUGCGACAUAUAGUAUCAUACGAACGGUGAGGCAAGUGUCACUAAAGUCUGGUCUAUACUAUCAAAGUUUCUGUGAUUACAGUAGGAAUUUUGCAUCGGUAAAUUCUACUUUUUGAAGGAUUUGUAAGAGACGCUUGGAAGAACUGAUUCAGUGUUAAACACUAAGUCAGCUCCCUCAAACAUUUCUUACAAAUUCUUCAAAUUUUACCAAUGUAAAAUUCCUACUGUGAUCACAGAAACUUUGAUAGUGUAAAAUAACACGAAUUCGUCCCGGGGUGUCGUAUGUGAACCACGAAACCGCGAGCUGAUAUUAUGGAGACAAGUAUAUCGCACCCUCAUGCAAGACCGGUUUCAUUGAACAAAGUUCGGUUUUGAAAGUUUGACAGAAGAAAAUCCCAAUCAAACUAUCCCAAUGUCGUCCAAAUGUGCAUUGUUCGACCAACAAUGUUGCAUGAAAAUUCUGAUCAUAACUUUGCCCUAACUUGCAUGUACGUUAUUGUGGGGCAGUCUGUAGACAUUUUUAUGGAACUCCGAAAUGACUUGUAUAAAAAUAAUUCUAUGUCGAACAGCCCUAAGACAGCUGUUCUCAUCUUAUUUAAGGAUAUGACAACAAUGUAAAUUAAUACAUUAAUUCGUAAUGGAUAUACGUGGCAAUUAGCGUUUAGAAAAAUUACUGUUUUCUGUUCUCAAAUAAUAACGGCGUUGUUGACCAAACGAUGCUUGUUUUACGAUAUAUUUUCCCGUGGCACAUGUGUUUGUGUCGUUAACACGGCGCGACAGAAGAAAAAGCACGUGCUUUGGGUAAAUAUGUUUGUCAAACACUUUAGAGGUCGCUAAUGAAUAAAUGGAAACUAAUUUAUCACAAGGAUUAUGCAUGUGCAUGCGUGCAUCGUUCUAUAAAUGGACUCGUUACUUUCUUGGGGCCGGCUGUUCAAAACUAGAUUAGUGCUAACUCUGGGUUCAAAGUUAACCUGCUGUUUUAGUUUGUGUAUUUCUACAUGUCUGUUUAUCUCAAAACUUCACAGAAGAAAAUUCCUAUCGAUG